This is a messenger RNA of Drosophila montana, 5107 nucleotides long. RefSeq names its product Leucine-rich repeat (gene LRR). The record is from RefSeq and is a predicted model, not a curated record. Lineage: Eukaryota; Metazoa; Arthropoda; Insecta; Diptera; Drosophilidae. The transcript has 21 exons. Bases 46 to 4506 code for a protein of 1486 amino acids. Gene Ontology annotation, cellular component: plasma membrane; lamellipodium. Gene Ontology annotation, molecular function: protein binding. Gene Ontology annotation, biological process: regulation of Arp2/3 complex-mediated actin nucleation; cell migration.
AUUAUUUUUAUUGUUAUUUGUAAUAACUUUGUGAAUGUGAACAAAAUGUACACAAACGAAAUGAUGAAUCACAUCGAUCAGUAUUUGCGGCGCAUUAUCGAGCUGCAGAUACGCGACGUGGUGAGAAAAGCCAAAGACAAAGAAAGCGUUAAAUCGAUUUUGGGUCGCCACACAAAAAUCUUGGUCAAGUAUAUGGUCAAAUUGGAAACGAAAGGCGAUAAAACGGAGAAUCGUGUCUUGGUUUUUACGCCCGUUCGCAUUUAUUUGCUCAGCGCCAAGGUGCCCACAAAGAUCGAAUGCCAUUUCCAUUAUUUGGACAUUGUUGGCGUCGAGAGCAAAAAGUCAACACAUUUCUCGAUUGUGACCAACGAUCGGCCAUAUUCGUUUGUCACAACCGGCGAUGCGGGCAAUUUCAGCGCGAGCGCUGAUGUCAUUCUAACCGAUUUAGCCUCGGCCAUUAAGCAAAUAUUUCCAACAGUUCCUCUCAAAUACAUCAUUAAAAAGAUCGACAUACAACCACCGGAGCGAGAGACAAUAUUCUCGGAGGAAUUUCGUCCCGCGGAUCCGCGCAAUAUUGGUCCCUGCGGCGGUUUCAGUGCCCAAUAUGCCUGCAUGUGCGAUUUUCAUGGUGUCCCGUAUCGCGAGGAGGUCGCCUGGGAUGUGGACACCAUUUACUUGUCCCACGACACACGACUGCUCAACCUGCGCGAUUUCGAUCAUCUGGAGCCCAAAGACUUGAUGGCCAUUGUUUCGGCUCUGGAAUAUAAUACGUUUUUUCGUGGCCUAAAGGCGGCGCACAUGCGCCUCUCACACGAGACGCUGGAACGCAUUCUGCACGUGCUCAAGCGCUCCAUGUGGCUAGAGGAGCUGCAUCUGGAGUCCUUAGGUUUAAGAUGGGAUUUCUUGAAUAAGCUUUCGAUAUCUGUGAUUACCAACAGCAGUCCAGCGAUACGAACCAUCGAUUUGAGUCACAAUCUAAUCGAGGAUAAAGGCGCCAUACAUCUGGCUGGGCCCAUAGCCAAGGUAUCGAAGGGUCUGUGCAAGUUGGCGCUCUCCCAUUGCGGCCUGACUUCGAAGGGCGUUAAUCAGAUGUCGCACUCGCUGACGCUCAAUCAAAGUAUUCCCAACUCGCUCACCUAUCUGGAUCUGAGCGGCAACAGUCUCAAGGAUGACAUAACCAAUCUGCACAACUUUCUGGCUCAACCCAAUGUGCUGGAGCAUCUGGAUCUGGCAUCGACUGAUAUUACGCUGGAAAAUCUGUUUGGAGCUCUGUUGCGCGGCUGUGCCACGCAUUUGUCGCAUUUGAAUGUCUCGCACAACUCGUUCAGCACGAAGAAGGGCAAGGAGAUCCCGCCCUCGUUCAAGCAGUUCUUUACCAGCACGCUGAGCCUGAAGCAUCUCAACAUAGCCGGGUGCAAGCUGCCAAUGGAGGCGCUUAAGAACCUAUUGCUGGGCCUGGCCUGCAAUGAGUCGACGGCGGGUCUGCAUCUCGAUCUCAGCGGCAAUACGCUGGGCACCCAAGGCGCCCAUGUGCUCGAGUCCUGCAUACACGGCGUACGCGUGCUCCAGAGCCUGGACAUCAGCGACAAUAAUCUGGAUGCCGAACUGGCGUCCGUGCUGACGGCCAUCUCGAAGAAUCCCUCAAUACGCACGCUGCAUCUGAUGCGCAACUUGACGGGCAUGAAGCCCAAGCAUGUGCCCACAGUCAUGGAUGCACUGGUCAAUCUAAUACAGAAGGACGAUUUCCCGCUGGUGGAGCUGGUGCUGUCGGAGAACAAGCUGAAGCACGAUCUGCACGACUUCAUCAAUGCGCUGGGCAGCAAUCAGAGCCUCCAAAAGCUGGACAUCAGUGGCAACUACAUGGGCGAUGUCGGCGCCCGGCUGCUGGCCAAGGCGCUUCAGAUCAACAAUCGACUGCGCACCAUCUACUUGGACAAGAAUAGCGUCACGCUGCAGGGCUAUGCGGAUAUCGUGUACGCGCUGGAGCACAAUCACAGCAUGCGCACAAUACCCUUCCCAGUGUUCGAUAUAGCGCCGCAUCUGAAAAACCAUCCGGAUAAGACGGAUGCGGUUAUGCGCAAAAUGCAGGAGCUGCUGCAGCGCAACUGCAACGGGCUGAAGCGUGCGAAUGGCCAGGGCUUUAGGCUGCAGCAUGGCUUUAUGCUCUCCUCCACCCACCAGCUGGUGGAUAAGCUGGUGGCCGAGACACAGGACACCAUAUCCAUAGCCAAGGGCGGCGGCGAUAAUGUGUCCGCCGUGCAGCGUCUCAUCAGCGAUGCGGAAAACUGCAAACAGCUGAUGCCCAAGCUGCAGGAGGCCGUGCGCAACGACGCGCAUCCCAUCGAGACGAAGCUGACGCGCGUGGCCAGCGAGCUGAGCUACACGAUCCGCAGCUAUCUGGAGGAGACGCUCGAGACGAUGAUACGCACCGGCAUCGAGCAGUGCCCCAAAACGCUGGGCAAUCAAAUUGUUAUCCAAGAUCUGCGCAAGGCGCUCAACGAGCGUCUCCAAAUACCCGAAGAUUUCCUUCAAAACUGUUUGCUCAACAAUGCCGGCAGCGAGAUAAUGAAUAAAGUUGGUGAGAUAGAGCAGUCGCUGGCUGCGGCCAUAUCGGAUCGUGCCACAGACGAGGUGCUCGAGGCGCUAACACGCUAUCGUCGCGGUCUGGGCAUAUCGGAGUCGCCAUCGGUGCUACUGGACGAGCCUCAGACGCCGGACAUUGUCCGCAGUCGUUCCAGUCAUGAAGCUGAAGGCUUAAUCAUACGACCCGGCGGACGUGGCUCGGUUUUGCCCAAACUGGGCCUGGAAUCGCCCACUAAAUUGGAAUAUCUGAACCUUGCCACGCCCCAUUUGCCGACGAAGCGUCGCUCGGUUGCCCGCAAGGUGCGUCCCCAGUCCGUGGUUGAGAAUCUCAGCCUGAGCCACAUACCCGAUCUGCUGGAGUCGCCCUCGUCGCAUCGCUCCAGCUCGCAGCUGGCGGCGCGUGGCGUUGCCGCCGCCGCCGCCGCCGCUGCUGCAGCUGGUGGCGCCUCGGCUGCCAGCCAGAUGAUGAGCGACAGCAAUGCGGCCAUGGACGAUGGCAACGUGGACGAGUGCUGUGAUUCCAUCACGGAGCUGCCCAGCGCCUCGUUUCAGCUGCAGCAUCUGGUCAAGGGUCGGCCCAAGCGGGCCAAGACGCGCGCCCCAACUCGGCCGUUGGUCAAUGCUGAAUGCGCCGCCGGCGCAGUCCGGGAUAUUGGCGAUGGGCUGGAGCACUUUUUCAGGCCCGGCUCGGUCACGCCCACCACGCUGACACCGCUGGUAUCGCCCACAUCCGAGGAGUGCAGCUCGCUGUCGUUUGUGGACAGCCCGACGAUGAGUCGGGACGGCAACGGGCACAUGACCUCCGAGGAGACAACGCCCAUCAUGGAGGAGCGACGCCCCAUCAAGCUGGAACGCCAGUCGCCAUUGCUCAAGAGCGCCUCGUGGGCCACGCGUUCGCGCUCCACGGACAAUCUGGAGAAGUAUUCCCCGCUGGUGGGUCGCAAAUCGCCGCUGGUCAAAAUGCGCACGGAGGGCGGCCCCGGCAAUGAGGAGGCAGCAGCUGCCAUAGUCACGCCCAGCGCUGCGCUGCUCAAGCCGGGCACGCGCGAUGAGAAGAUGCGCUCGCCCAGCAGCGACUCGAUCUCGAUCAAGAGCCAUGCGACAGGCGGCGCCAGCAGCACAGUCGCCGUCGGCAACGAUGGCAGCCUUUUAGUCAAGACGGGCAAUGGCAUCCUGCGCACACCCAUUGCCCUGCAGAAACCGCGCCCCUGGUCCGUGGUGGGCAGCGAGCCGAAGGCGAACAACGAUCUGGUCACGGGCAACGGCAGCAUCGACUCCACCAAAACAACGCCCGAUACCCUGGAGGAAGAUAUAGAAGUCCUUCCCUUUGGCCCAGGCAUUGGCGGCUCCAUUGUGGGCAUAGCGCCAGGCGCCGCGCUGGAGAAGAAAUCGGUGCGGGAGCUGGCCGCAGGACUCAGUCGUUUGGAACUGCCCCUCAAGCCGCCCGUAAUGCCCAGAACCAUGUUGAGCACAGCCAGUCGCACGAGCACCGCCAGCAAUGGCAGCACCAGCAGCAACAAUUCUUUGAGCACAACAACGACGACAACAACAACCACAGUAUUAAACAAUCAGACGCGCUCCAAGAUCACCAGCACGAGCAGCACCAACAGUGCGACGCAGGAGACGCUCAGCAAAACCAUCAUCACGGAGCACGGGAGCAGCAGCAAGAGCCAGAGCCAGAGCAAGAGCACGGAUCAUGCCAUAGCCUGUGCCAGUCUGAUCAGCAACGAGAUCCUCAGCAUGCGCAAUGGACAGCUGGCGACGAAGGCGACCAGCUGCGCGGAGAGCAAUGUGAAGCGCAUCGCUGGCAAGGAGAUCUCAACGCUAUUCGAGGAGACAUUAGUUGAAGGCCUGCAGCGCACCUCGACAGGACGCACCUUUAGAGAUUCGCCCUAUACGAAGGAGGAUGUCGUUGAUUUAUAAAAUGUCUAUUAUAUAUGCUAUAUAAAUGCUCAACUCAACAUUCCUCCACCGCCCCCCAAAAACAGUCCCCAAGCACUCGACUUCAAGUUAUGAUAAUGUUUAUGAUAAUAACGACGAUUAUGAUAAUGCUAAUGAUAAUGAUAAUGAGCAAAGGUUGCAACUAAUUCGUACUGAACAAUUUUUAAUUUAUGUGCAAUGGCGCGAGUGUGUAAUGUGUGUGUAUUGUUUUUAAAAUCUUUGGCAAUUUUUUAAAUGAACGUGAUUUAUUUAUUUCUACUUUUUAACCCAAAUAACUUUUGCAUAUUUAUAAACAAAACAAAACAAAACAAAACAAAAAAAUGGGCUAAAAAACCAACGUUUUUAUGUACUAUAUUUUUAUGUAUUUUAAAUGAGUUAAGUGCCAAUUAUAUACAACAAACAACAAAUCUAUUUUUCAAUUUAUCUAUUGAAAACUGAAAAAAAAAAUGUAAACCUAAAUAAAUACGAAGAAACUAACGAAGGAAACGCAAUGAAUAUUAUGAUAUAUGUAUAUGUAAAUCAUUUGCGUGCAUUAAACUAAUUUAAAGGCCUAAACAAAUUAAAUAAACAAACUUUAAUGAAA